UUUGUGAAAUGUUGUUAGCCUAAAUAACGCUUGCUGGCAUCUUCUGGGAUCCCAUCGGUGGUGCUUCGCCACCCUGGAGCUCCUCAGAGCCAGCGCCUUGUUGGCAUGGGAGGUUCUGAGCAGAUGGGCAGGCUGCUGGUAGCACCAGGGAGUUGGGGAGAGGCAGGAGCCCAUGGCCCCAUGCCACGGGAACCAUCAGUAGUCUUCCCUUGGAUCCUGGCAAAAAGCUCUUUCUCCAUCGUUCCAUCCACAAAAGCUGAGCAGAAGCUUUGUGGACUGUGAGGAUGUGCUGGGGAUCCUACUCUGAACAUGAGAACCGACCUGGAGAACUGCUCCAGGAACAGGACUUUGCCUGAAGUUGCACCCCCUGUUUGUAACAGCUUCUGCAAAGCUCCAGGGUCCCAAAAUAAGGCAAGUGGUGCUGCUCAGUGGGCGGAUGGGCUGCUGCAGCCAGAGGAGGGCUGUGGGCAGUGUGAGGAGGGUGUGCGAGGCUGCAGGCUCCAGAGAUGCUGAGAUGCCCUUCCCAUUGCUCCAGGAGAGUCGGCUCUGCACGGAGCGGCUCCCGGCACCUCUGUUUAAUGAGAACAAAACAACACUCCAUCAUUGCAUUGGCAACUAAGGGAAAAAAAAAUAAAUAAUCCAAGCCAAUGCCUCUAAAAAGUAAUCAGACUGACAUCUGAAGAAUGACAUCGUGGGGUUUCGCCCAUCAUCUUCUCACCCUGGUGGCCCCCAUCAGGGGACUGUGACCAGCAGCUGCACCCGGGGCUGCAGGAGCUCUCAGCCUCUCCGAGCCAUGUCUAAUCCUGCUUCCCAACCCCUGGAUCAGCCCCUUCCCGUCCCUCAUUCCUCUGCCCAGCAUUGUCCCAGGAUCUUUCCAUCCUUAGGACAGAGAUGGGGAAUUUCUCUCCGGGACACAGCAACCCUGUGUCUGCCUGAGUUGGGGGGUGUUUCUACCUGCAAAACCCCUGCCCUUAGUUUUCCUUCCUGGCCAUGAGCUGUGACAAAGCUUGUGUUGCCAGUCGAACUGUUUGCUGAUGUUUCUUUGUCCUGAAUCUGCUUCCUGACCCCUUCCCUUGAUGCCAUCCAGCUCUUGUACAGGGAAAAAUAGUUUCCACUCCUUGACUUGAGCGUUGCUGUUCCUCUGUUCCUUUUACCUUCAUCAUGAGAAAGGGAAAAAAAAACCAUCAGAAGUGUUCCCUUUACCUUGAAUUCUUCCUCCAAAGGCACUGGAAUACUUUUGCUUGGAGAUUUUUCUUGAUUCCCCAAAACACCGUUACUUCAGCUCCACCCUUUCCUCCGUGCUCUGCCUCCAGCAGCGUCCCAGUUUGUUGCAAACUGAAUUUUUCUGUGCCCUUGGGUCUUUCUCCAGAUGCCAUAUUCCAAGGAGGGCUUCGUUCUGCAUUUCAGCUCUCACUGCCUUGCCUGGAAAGGUCUCACACAAGACCUGAUUUCAGAGCUGACCAUCGACGCCUCGGCCGUCUCUUUGUUUCCCAGCUGUGUGCUGCCUCUCUGUUUGCUCACCCUGCACAUGGUGCUAUCAGAUAGGGAAAAAAAAAGGGGGAAAACGUGGGUUUGGACUGUGCAGUUUGCUUCCUGCUCAGGCUGAGGGGCAGCACCGGCCCCUCUGCGAUUUGGCUGGGCUCAUUUGCAGAUCGUUAAUGCCAUGGCUUUUGCCAGCUCAGGAUGGGAAUGCCCAGCCUGGUGAGCACUGUAGCAUAAACAGCACACACACACGCCUUGAUAAUAUUGAAAAAAAUCCACUCUUUUUAAAGCCAGAGCACUCUGCUGAGUGAAUUGGAGCAGGGUAUAUCUCUGCUUCGGGGGGAGCUCAGCCCUGGUAGGGUGCCAGGGUCCUUGCCUGUGUAGCAGCAGGGAAGAUGCACAACGUGGGACACAACAUUCCUAGUAAGGCAGAGGAAAAAAGCCAUGGAAAAGUGAUGGGCAGACAUUUGGGUUACAAUAAAAAGAGUUUUCUUUAGUGGUGGGAAUUAAGAUGCCAGUGCAGAGGGGAUGGGAAAGCUGGAGGUCAGUAGAGAAGAUCUGCGUGGAGCGUUUACCCAUGGAACACUCAAUGGAGUUAAACCCCUGGGGUUAUGCAGUAUUUCCCUCUACAGUUUUCACAUGUGCUCGUGUUGUUUUCAGACACAGCUUCUGAACGUGCAGGAGGAAAACUGAACAGCUGGGGGGACCCCAGGCGAGCAUCAGCCUCCUGCACCCCCCUCCCUGCCGCUGGGCUGACCCCACCGCAGCGAGUCCUGCUGGUACAGGGGGGACCUGGAGCUGCUGAAUUCUGCUCACAGGGGGAUGGUGCCUGGAGGAAUCCAGCAUAAUGUGCCUGAAAAAUGGAGAAAAGCAGAGAAGGGUAGUUUGGAGGGGCACGAUAUUACUUUUUUUUUUGUUGGGCUGAGGGAAAGCAGGUGUGAGACUGAAAGCACUUAUCCUAGGGAAGAAGUUAGUUUUUGUACAUCUAGUAUCCUAAAUUCCAACAUCCUUGGGUUUUAUUUUUCCUCAUAUAGGGGCAGUGGAGCCUGGCAAGACAGAGAGAUGUGGACCUGGCCUUGCAGACUGCUCCCAGCCAGCCAAGCAUCCCGUUAUCCUGGUGGUGGAGCUUGGGCUGACACGGUCCCUCAUCCCUGGCGCUCCCUGGAAGAGCCGCAGGUAGAUCAGCAAAGACCUGGGGACUGUCACAGGGUGCUGCAGCGUCGUUGAGGGAGCAGGAAAAGUGCUGCGACGACACAAUGUAUUCCUCACCUUCCUUUUGGUUUAAACUCUGUCCCCUGUCUCUCCCUGGCCCCACCCCCAUCCCAGGAUUUCCGCCUCCGCUACUCGCAUUUGGGAUUGCCACGUGGGAUGUCCAGGUUGUGUUCCCACCACACUGAGCUGCCCUGAGAGGUGGGAGUGGGUUAAAAUCACAGCCAAACCUGGCUCAUUUGUGCCUCCUUACUUCUGCUUGUGGUGGAGCCUUAACCUUCCCUGCCUGUUGCAGCUCCAGAUGGGGCCGUUAGCAGAAAUUAGUGCUGCUGCCAAAAGUCUUCACCCCACCCAAAGCCCCCUCCCAUGUGAUGGUGAUCCUGCUGGAGACUAACCUAGAGCAUAAAACCAGUUCUAGUCUGGAUCAGUCCCUGCCUUGGUUUGUCCCAGGUCACCCAGACCGGUGACUGGACAUGGGAGAGGGCAGGAGGGAGCAGCCCUUAUUUAUUUUGACUUGUUUACUGGAGCAGAAAUACAGCUCGAGGGGAUGUCCCCAGGCCAGGAGUGAACUGGCAAGUCUUUUCGUGGAGCUGGAAGGAUUCACUUUCAGGCUGGUAUAUUUUAAGCCAGGUAAGCACUUGCACUGUAAGUAUUUUAUGCUGUUCCUUUGCCCGGUGGUUGACUCUGUCCAGUUACACUCCUGCCAUCCGCGAGCAGCUGUGCACAGUAAUAAAUAAAUCCGGGUGAAAGCAAACCCAUUCGGUCUCCUCUCCUUUUUUUUUUUUAAAAUAAGAGAGAAGAAUUGUCGCGUAGUAACGUGUGUGCACAUUUGCAGCCUGAAAAGUGUCAGCUGUGAAAUAACAAGAUGGGCAUUAGGGUUAAGAUGUACACGGGGGAAGGGUUUUGAGAUGGAAGGCGCAGCCACACCUCGGAUGCCAGAGCUGCUGGGGAUGCGGUGGAGCCACAGCUCUCCUCUGGUGAUGCUGUGGCUUGAGGGGCUGCAGGUCUCAAGUUGGAUGGGCAGAAAAAUGCUGCUUGGCCAGCACGUUGACGAGCUCAUGUCUUGGCUCCGGCGCUCACAAUAGCCAGGUUUCCCAAAAUAGAUGUUGGGGGUUUUUUUUCUGUAUAAAAAGAUGCUCUCCAGUCCUGCGCGUGCGUUGCCCAUCGGGGCUGGUUCUUGUUGUGAGGGUGGGCUGGUGUGGCUCCAUCCUCGCUGCUCGUGUCUUGGGGCCUCAAAAGAGAGAAUCUACAGGAGAAUCUGUCAAAAGAGUCGUUUAGAUGUGGUGUUGGGGGAUGUGGUGUAGGGGAGAACUUUGUAGAGUGGGGUUGAUGCUUGGACUCGAUCCCAAGGGUCUUUUCCAACCUGAAUGAUUCUAUGAUUCUGCGGGGGUGGGGGGGGGCUGUAGAGGCUGGACCCAUAACGGUGCUGUUGGUUUAUAGAGUGGGGUUGAUUUGGUGACCGAAUUUGCCGUGUUGCUCCAUGCUGGUGGGGAUGCAGGAGUGGGAGUGGGCAGGUCUCCGGAGGAUGCCCAUUGCCUGUGGCCACUAAAUUGUGUGGGAACAAGCUGUUUGGGGGGGAUGCUUGUGCCAGGCUGCCCAGGAGCUGCUCACCCCCACCCCCCGCCACGGUACCCGCUCAGGUUUGCUGGCUGUGAAGAGGUUAAAGAAGUUAUUUCAUAUCCCCCUCCCCCCCCCAUUUCCUCUCGGCACCCACUCCCUCCCUGCUUCUGCCAUCUGUGGUUUCUUUGGGGUCACCACACCUUGGUGAUGCUGCCAUCUGUGGCAUCGGUGGCUUUUUCUGACCAUCUGCCCCCAUCUCAGCCUCUCCUUAGAGCCAAGACCCUGCAGAGCAUCUCCUCCCCCAGCAGUGUUGACACCAGUUGCCUCCUCCUUUUUGUUGUGCAGGUGGUGGUGCAGCUCACCGACGACCUCCUGUCCCAGGCGGUGAUGAUGGUAGAGGACAGCCGGCCAACGUUGGCCAUCAACCUUGCCGGAGCCCGCCAGCACUGGCUGGAGGGGAUGCUGCGCCACGAGAUAGGCACCCACUACAUCCGAGGGGUGAACAACACCCGGCAGCCCUGGCACAGCUCCGAGGGCCGCAAGCAGUACAGCCUGAAGCCCGCCAACCCCACCGAGGAAGGCUUGGCCAGCCUGCACAGUGUCCUCUUCCGCAAGCAGCCCUUCCUCUGGCGGGCAGCCCUGCUCUACUACACCAUCGAGCGGGCCAGCCGCCUCUCCUUCUCCGCCCUCUUCCAGGACCUGGAGCAGUACGUCCAGGACGCUGGCGUCCGGUGGGAAUACUGCGUGCGGGCCAAGCGGGGCCAGACAGACACCUCACAGCCAGGCUGUUUCAGUAAGGAUCAGGUCUACCUGGAUGGGAUUCUCCGCAUCCUGCGCCAUCGGCAGACCAUCGACUUCCCGCUGCUGGCUGCGCUCGGAAAGGUCUCCUAUGAGGAUGUGAAUCGGCUGAAGAAAUUUGGGGUGCUGGAGAAAGCCCGCAUCCCCCACUUCAUGCAGGACCUGGAGAGGUACAUGAAGCAGCUGGACCACAUCGUCACCACCAACGGCCUGAACGAGGAAGAGCUGGAGCAGCUGCUGCCUGACUGAGGGGCAACCCCCCACCGCCCCCUCCCCCCAAAAAAAAGCAGCUCCCCGAGGUCGUAACUGGUGCCGUUUAUUGGGUAUUGAUUGGGGCUGGAGCCUGGAGAAGGGCAGAGCCUGGGCCACCCCUGCGCCCGGGCGGCCGUUGUGCAUGUUCUGCUGUGUAGGGUAGCACGGCCGGGAGGGCCGGUGUGAUUAGUGUCGAUGUGUGUGUCCCCCCCCCCACCAGACACCAUCCCCUGUGUAUUUUUGGGGAGGGCUGUGCGGCUCCGCGUGGCUUCGGGGAGC
Molecule: messenger RNA, 5580 nt
Organism: Calidris pugnax (ruff)
Lineage: Eukaryota; Metazoa; Chordata; Aves; Charadriiformes; Scolopacidae
Gene: MATCAP1
Product: KIAA0895-like ortholog
Exons: 4
Coding region: 4270-5298 (342 amino acids)
Source: RefSeq, a predicted model, not a curated record